Penicillium mononematosum is the source of this 363-nucleotide messenger RNA. RefSeq names its product acylphosphatase. Gene Ontology annotation, molecular function: acylphosphatase activity. The transcript is spliced from 4 exons. Bases 1 to 363 code for a protein of 120 amino acids. The record is from RefSeq and is a predicted model, not a curated record. Lineage: Eukaryota; Fungi; Ascomycota; Eurotiomycetes; Eurotiales; Aspergillaceae.
AUGUCAAACAUACGACACAGCGAGAGCCACAAGAUUUCCCCGCUGACAUUCUAUCUACUUCAGGUUGCUUUCAAAGUCCACGGCACCGUUCAAGUGACCACCUCGCUCCACAGAGACUUCGUCCAAAGAUGUGCUAAGCUCGAUGGUCUCAAAGGCUGGGUUAGGAAUACUACUUGCGGAAGAGUGGAAGGCGAGGCCCAAGGCACCGACGAAAAAGUACAGAAAUUCCUCCAGCGCAUCGAUAAAGGUCCUCCUAGGGCUCAUGUAGUGAAGCUGGAGAAGCGGGCCUUGGACGUGCGUGAUGACGAGGAGGGAUUUGCCGUGAUGCGGACGGCAGAGUCGAUGUUCAAACCUGGGAAUUAG